AUGCCGAGCAGCAGUGAAACGAACAACACUGCCGAGUACUCGGCGCUGCUGCUCGGGUCGAGAGCCGCUGCCGACCACGGAGCGACGUCGCUGAGGGUGGAAGGCGACAGCACCCUUGUGAUCCAGCAGGUGCGCGGCAUCUUCGCGGCGAGGAACGCCGUUCUACGCCGCCUCCGCGACCAAGUCAAGGUGGAGCUCGCGCGGGUGGGGAGCUUCUCACUCCACCACAACGACCGCCAAGCGAAUGCCCAUGCCGACCGCCUGGCCAACCAAGCCCUCGACCUCCGCCGGACGGUGAUGGAGUGCGGUGUUCACACGGCAGGCGACGGCUGUACGAACACGACGCUGGACCCUAUGCCCGUGCUGCUGCCCCAGCCGACACCCCGCACUCCGCCUCCGACACCCGCGGCCGACACCAACACCGAGAUGCAGGAGCCGGAGGACGAGGAUCUCGCCGACAUCGACGACGGCGAGGUCUAUGCAGCCAUGCGCAUCGGGCCGGACGCAGUUCCGCAGCGUCGACCCCGCCUCCGACUACGCCAGCUCACCGAAGCUGAGGACGACGCUGCCCGCGAGAUGGUGGAGCGGCUUGGCGCGACGCUGGCGGCCAAGAUCACUGACGCCAGUGACUGGGAGUCGGCGGAGGGCUACAUCACAGCCCUCCCGCACCUCCUGUACGACAAAUUGCAGCCGUACUCCCAGGCCCAGCGACGCCCCGAGCCGCCCCGCCGCCGCGUCGGCCGCGUCAACUCGGCCAUCGACCAACAGCACCUGCGUCACCGGUUCGACACGGACGAGAAAGCCUGCGUCGAAGACAUCCUGGCCAAGGCACGCGCGCAGCAGGAGACGCCAAGGACAGCAGCCUCCAGCGCCGGCACCGCAUCGGACCCAGCGGCGCCAGCGGCAGGCGCCACAGACGACGGUACCUGCCCCAUUCCGGGCGAUGAGCUCUGGCGGUACUUUGACGGCGUCAACACACCCAGCCAGGAGUUCGCUCCGGACGCCCCGGCGGGUGCUGCCUUCCGCUCCGCUAUGACCCACCUGCCGGCCGCGUCGAGGUUCAGGGAGCUGCUCACGGAGGCGCCGACACAGGACGAUAUC
This is a messenger RNA of Phytophthora sojae, 1101 nucleotides long. RefSeq lists its product as hypothetical. NCBI's taxonomy places the organism in Eukaryota, Oomycota, Peronosporomycetes, Peronosporales, Peronosporaceae. The record is from RefSeq and is a predicted model, not a curated record. Gene Ontology annotation, molecular function: RNA-DNA hybrid ribonuclease activity; nucleic acid binding. The transcript is spliced from 2 exons. The annotation marks the transcript as partial.